CGGAAGGCUUCAAAUCGAUCUGGGCCGCGCACUUGUUGAUUUGAAUACUGUAAUAUGGAGGGAUGCUCCUCCACUCUCAUCAAUCAGCUCCGUACUUCUAAUUUGGCUACCAUACGCGAGUAUUGAGCAUGCUGAGACGAUGUACUGCCGACAAUGAUAAUGGUAGUUUUGACAAGGAUGAUGCAUCAAUAAUAGGAGGAAGGAGCAAUUCUUGGGACAGCGCCAACACUCUUAUUCAACGAGAAAAAUGCCGACAAAAACACCCACAGCCACACUCUAAUAAUGCUGCCAGUCCGUCUCGACAUUCCCUUUCGUUUCAACGAAACUUGGGGUGCUUUUUUUGCGGCUCAGAUGCGUCACUUGUCUUGGAGCGCAUUCCCAGCAUGAUGUCACAAGUCGUCAUUAUUGGAGCUGGUGCUAUUGGAGGGUUUGUGGGUUGUUGCCUUGUGGCGGGAGAUUCCCUUAUGAACUGCCACAGCAGUAAUCAUCACCAUAGGUCCAAGCAAGAAGUGGCAUAUACACAUACACCACUGGUAACCUUUCUGGUCCACAAUCCUCAGGAUGUAGAGCACAUAUCUAAUGUCGGACUGGCGGCUCAUUCUACCGUCGAUACAGAUUUUCGUGCCAGUAUUACACCGAGUGAUGCCAGAAAGAUGUUCACUACGGACCCUUCCUGCUUGGAAGAAGCUUCCUGUGUAUUUGUUGCAACCAAACGAACGUCCAACCAUAAAGUGCACGAGUGGCUGUGCAAGCACAAUGUGACGUGUCCAGUACUCUUUCUCCAAACGGGGCUUCACAUCCGAGAGGAACUAAGGAGCUACAUGGAAAUGGACUCCAACAUGGAGAGGAAGGAACUUCCUUAUGAAGCGAUAGAAUCCAUUGUCAUGAUGCACGUUGAUCUGAAUAGGCAAACCAGAAUUGUCACCGUGGGCCAAGCAGUAAGAGACGCACUCAUUGUUAUCGACGGCAAACAGCCUUCUGCACAGACAGUUUGUGAUCUGUUUCGCGGAACUGUCCUCACUGUACGUCCCGAAGUGAAACACGAUUUUACCCGUCUACAAGCCGGCAAUCUACAGCUGAACAUGAUAAAUGCAAUCCAAGCACUUAGCGGAAAGACCGUGGUUGCCACACUGAGAGCACACGAAUAUAGAAUAGUUCUGGCAUAUUGCAUUGACGAAUGCCGAGCGGUCUUUGCCGCGCACAAUAUACCCAUCCAAGCCGUGCACAACGAGACCAACAAACUUGAACUGAAGCUCAUGUCGUCUCUUUUGCGCUCUCGGGACAUGUUCUUUCUUCCAGUCAUGAGAUCCACUUUAGAUAUGCUCCCUGAUCGAUGCCGGUUGGCUCAGGAAUUGGAAGACGGCACUCGUUUCACCGAAAUCGAGUACCUAAACGGUGCGGUGGUCCGGUUGGGACAAGUGGCUGGCGUUGACACUCCCAUAAACACAAAGAUUGUACAUCUGAUACAACAUGCCGAGGCAGCGAGAAUGGGAAGUCCCAAAUUGAGCCCAAGAGCGUUAAUGGUAGGGGUUGGGUUGGCCCCAGAACCUCAGAGAGCACGCAGAGUAAGGACCAAUCACGGAUUUCCCCAGCUGACGAGUUUUAAUGGACAACGAUUCAAUGGCGAAGCAGAAAGCUUCAUUAGCAGUAUUAGCAGCAGCAACAGCAGUCACAGUAUUAGCACUAAAACGACUGAAAGCGAUGCCGUUGGUUGGCCAGAGGAAUGAGCAAGUCUCCCAAGCACCAAGAGUUGGAGUUUGACGAGGCAGCUGGGGUUUUCGUAGAGUACGACAGCACAGGCAAAGUUCGGCUGUGGACCUAAGGGCUUUAAUGUGCCUCUUGUAUUCUCGCCGUUUCACCUCUCGGAGCUAUGAACAUAAAAACUGCAAUCAGUUAUCAUUAUCUAGAACCUGGUUGACUCCUUCCAAGCUCUCAAUCAGAUUCGAUUCAGUAUGCUGUGGUUGGCAUAAGAACUACGUUGGGUUACACACGGUGGCUCACCUGGGGAAAGGGUCUUAAAUUGCCACAAGUCCACUAAACGAUAGCUUCUCAGUCUAGAAGUAUAGACCCGAGCAAUCCACCUUCUUUGAUUGGACAGCUUGUCACAAUUCCCAAAGCUUCUCUGUCAUACUCAAAGAUAACAAUUAGAUGGGCUGCUUGUUUGGAUGCUAGCUUUGCCCGUACGAAGCCCUUUGAUGGGACAUGGGCAACAGUUCCAUCAAGCACACUCGUUUGUCCAGCCCAGUUGGUGCUGAGUACAAAUUUGCCCC
Molecule: messenger RNA, 2270 nt
Organism: Seminavis robusta
Lineage: Eukaryota; Bacillariophyta; Bacillariophyceae; Naviculales; Naviculaceae
Source: the annotation of a GenBank genome assembly